AUGACAUUCAAACAGAGGGAUGCCCUUGAUAUGAGCACAAUGAAAACUGUUUACAAUGUACGACAUCAAUAUAGGGUUCUACAGAAAGCUGGUAGAUCCCAGAUGCAACAACUGCUGAGUGAAUUAGCGAAGCAUAAGUGCAUUGAGUGUCAUCAAUGUGAGAAAAGCACUAUGAUUGUCACAGACUUAUUUUGGGCACAUCCAAUGAGCUUGGAUUUGCUUCGUACAUUCCCUCAUGUGUUGAUUAUGAACUGUACAUAUAAGACGAAUAGAUAUCAUCUUCCUCUUCUUAAAAUUGUGGGAGUGACAUCAACUCACAUGACAUUCUCCGUGGUUUCCACAUACUUGCAAAUUGAGCCGGUUGAUAACUAUGCAUGGGUGUUACAAAUAUUGCGUGAUCUGAUGGACAACAAUAUUUUACCUAAAGUCAUUAUCACAGACAGAGAGCUUGCCUUGAUGAAUGCCAUUGACAACGCCUUUCCGAAUGCUCGACAUUUGUUAUUCUUGUACCACUUGUCAUUACAACAAUGUCUCACUUUCUUACCUUUAAGAUCACCACCAAUAACCCCAUCUGAUCAUCAUGAGAUUACAAUUGGAUUUGUUAAUGGAAAUCAUUUUGUGCAGGUAUUUUUGGAGCCUGGUAAUCCAGUUCCUCCCAUUGUUGUGAUUUGGCGAGUUCACCAACACCCUUGUGCAUCAGAAUGGGAGAAUGCAUAUGUUAAUCGCAUUCAGAAAUUCAAAGACAACAUAUGA
Messenger RNA from Camellia sinensis, 753 nucleotides. Lineage: Eukaryota; Viridiplantae; Streptophyta; Magnoliopsida; Ericales; Theaceae. The record is from RefSeq and is a predicted model, not a curated record.